Messenger RNA from Syngnathus typhle (broad-nosed pipefish), 4020 nucleotides. It is a transcript of the gene adam23b, whose product is annotated as disintegrin and metalloproteinase domain-containing protein 23. Gene Ontology annotation, biological process: proteolysis. Lineage: Eukaryota; Metazoa; Chordata; Actinopteri; Syngnathiformes; Syngnathidae. Gene Ontology annotation, cellular component: presynaptic membrane. The transcript has 26 exons. The record is from RefSeq and is a predicted model, not a curated record. Gene Ontology annotation, molecular function: metalloendopeptidase activity. Bases 301 to 2634 code for a protein of 777 amino acids.
CGAUGGACUUCCAGUAGCCGCACGGCCGCCGCCUUCUCCGCGCUCCCCUCGUCCUCCGCGCUCCUUUCCUCCCCCUCCCUCCCUUUGCUUUCUUCCUCCCAUCGUCAUCAUCACCAUCAUCUGCAGCAGCAGCAGCAGCAGCAGCAGUCCAGUGCCUCCCGGACCUAUGAAGAAAGCGCCCCCUCUCAUCCUCCCCAUCAGUCUGAUCAUCGGCACCACCCUGCCAGCCACGAUGGGUUGCAAGCGCCACGCUACCUUGUUGUCUUGAUAUCGAGAUAUUUCAAUCAUCAAAUAUGAAUCAUGCGUUUGAUAUUUCUGGACACUUUGCUCGUCAGCAUCCUCACGCUUUGGCUUCACGCAUCACCAGCGUCAUCCGCUUCUCACAGUGCAGAGGACAAGGUUGAGAGGGACGCAGUGCCGGUGAAGCAACAGGCGACUGCAGCACCCGUUUCGAAAAACACAGGCCACCAUGCAACCGAGCAGGUGAUCGCCUACCCAUCUCGCCUUAUCUACUACCUAAACGAGGACUCUGAGAGUGCCUAUCAUGACCUGGACACGCGGGCCAGGAGCCAAGCCGCAGAGGGUCAGGCGAUCCACCUUGCUCAGGUCAGCUUCCAACUCGAUGCUUUCGGCACCCGAUUUGUUCUGGAUCUAACCUUGAACAAUGACCUGCUCUCUUCAGAUUAUGUUGAGAUCCAUUACGAGGGGGAUAAACCCGUCCUAUCAAAGGGCGGCGAGCACUGUUACUACCACGGGCAGGUGAGAGGCAACGAUGACUCCCGCGUGGCCUUAUCUACCUGCAACGGGCUGCAUGGGAUGUUUGACGACGGAGCCUAUGUGUAUCUAAUCGAGCCACUGCAACAGACUCAUUCGCUCGACGGAGCUGGACGGCCUCACCAGCUCAGAAGAGCUGACUCGUUUCAGUGGAAAAAUGAGUCACAGCAACUGGCGGAGGAGGAGAGGCUCUUCUCGGAGCUGGAUGACUUGUCCUGGCUGAAGCGGCGGAAAAAGCGAGCCAUAUCUGUAUUUGAGGAGAUGAAAUACUUGGAGAUCAUGAUUGUCAGUGACCACAGUAUGUACAAACACAAAACCAAGCAGCACACCCGGAAUUUUGCCAAGUCUGUGGUGAAUCUUGUGGAUGCUGUCUUCAAAGAGCAGCUGCAAACACGUGUGGUGCUGGUUGCUUUGGAGAUCUGGACGGACAAAAAUCCGAUUCCGAUCAGCGUGAGGCCGCUGGAAAUGCUGCGUGAUUUUUCCAAGUACCGUCAGCAGAGCAUCAAGCACCAUGCAGACGCCGUACAUCUCUUCUCAAAUGUGACCUUUCACUAUCGCAGAAGCAGCGCAGCCUACUUUGGAGGCAUGUGUUCUGUGAGCCGGGGGGUUGGCGUCCAUGAGUACGGCAACACCUGGUCCAUGGCUGGCUCUUUAUCUCAGAGCCUGGCUCAGAACCUGGGCAUCCAAUGGGACCCUGCAUCAAAGAGAAAGGAAUGCGGUUGCACUGACUCGUGGACCGGCUGCAUAAUGGAGGACACUGGUGUCCAACACCCUCGGAAAUUCUCCAAAUGCAGCAUUUCCGACUACAAGGACUUCCUCCUUAAAGGCGGAGGCUCGUGUUUGUUUAAUAGGCCCACAAAGUUGUUCGAGGCCAACGAGUGCGGGAACGGAUUUGUGGAAGUGGGCGAAGACUGCGACUGCGGCGCGAGAGCUGAAUGCUACAAGGGAUGCUGCAAAAAGUGCUCGCUGGCCAACGGGGCGCACUGCAGCGACGGCCCCUGCUGCAAUACCACGUGCCUGUUCUUCCCACGAGGUUACAGUUGCCGCUAUGCUGUGAAUGACUGCGACAUUUCAGAAACUUGCUCCGGGGACUCUGGACAGUGCCCUCCCAACCUUCAUAAACAAGAUGGAUACCUCUGCCAGGUGAACCAGGGGCGGUGCUACACUGGAGAGUGUAAGACCAGAGAGAACCAAUGCAGAUACAUCUGGGGGCCAAAGGCCGGGGGCUCGGAGAAAUUCUGCUACGAGAAGUUAAACACCGAAGGCACGGAGAAAGGCAACUGCGGAAGGGACGGCGACAAAUGGAUCCAGUGCAGCAAACACGAUGUCUUCUGUGGUUAUCUCUUGUGCGCCAACAUCGGCCGCAACCCCCGCAUUGGAACAAUGAAAGGAGAAAUCACCCCCACCUCUUUCAACCAUCAAGGCAGGCUGAUAGAUUGCAGCGGUGGGCACGUUCUUUUGGACGACGAGACCGAUUUAGGCUACGUGGAUGACGGGAGUCCUUGUGGGCCGUCAAUGAUGUGCCUUGACCACAAGUGUCUGUCCAUCCAGUCGCUCAACAUUAGCACUUGCCCUAUCGGACCCAAUGGACAAGUUUGCUCCGCCCAUGGGGUGUGCAACAACGAAGCCACGUGUACUUGUGACACCACGUGGGCGGGGACAGACUGUAGUAUGCCCGACCCACCUAAAAUCCCAGAGACGACUCCAACUCAAGGGCCCAAGGGUCCUAGUGCCACCAAUCUAAUAAUAGGCUCCAUCGCCGGAGCCAUCCUUGUGGCCGCCAUAGUGCUGGGGGGGACUGGAUGGGGUUUUAAAAAUGUGAAGAAGCGGCGGUACGACCCCAACGCCGCAGCCAUUUAACACUGAAGGGCGCACGCCAUUCGCAGACGGACUCCCCCAAGGCUUCCUUAGUUGGCUACCUGACACCCAGACUGCACUUAUUCCUGCUGACUUUUUUGGCAUUAGAUUUACUUGAAUAAUAAUAAUAUAUAUAAAAAAAGAUAUAGUGGACAUUUUAACAAAUGCCAUGGUAGUGACAUUAAGCGCGUGCAACCUUUUAGCCUUUUCCACACCACUCAUCACUCGCAAGCCUGAUCCGUAGAAUGACAGAACUCCUCUGCCGCCGUCCGUUUCAGUGCCAGUGCACAGGUGCUCCGACACCUGGCAUGAUCUUCCGGCAUGAAGAGCACCUUUCCACGGGCUCUGCAUGGCUACGUAAGCUGUGAAUAUUCAGCAAAAACACAUCCUUCCAAAGAGAAAGGAAAGCAAUGCGGGAUGCCUCAUUCAAACUAUAACGACGUGACAGCGGACUGCAUGUCAAAAAAUUGUACAUAAUUUCAGCACAUCAGCUUUGAAAUGAUUUUCCACAGAUUUUUUUUCUUUUUUUUUUUUAAACAUUAGCAUGUUUUAUAGCAGGCUAUUAAAACACUAAUAAUGACGAUUUCGGGCCCAAAAAAAUGUAACUUCUGGAGCCUCGACGUGGGGUGUCUAAGAGAAGCAUGCCAGAGAUCAAAUGUGACGCGCGGUCCCGUCGUAGUAUUGACGUCGAAGAAAAAGCCAAAGAAGCAAUCACCGUGAACAUAUGGAUGUUGCACACGGAGCACUUUGCCCUCUGUCGUGUCCAGCCAGGGCUCACCCAUCCACCCCCCCACCACAUCCGGCUUUUACUCUCAUAGACUCUUAGUAGGAUUCAAGUCGACAGGAAACGCUGCAUGCAAUCACUACUCUAUAGUGGGCUUAUAAUAAUUCUAUAGGGGAGACCCCCAGGAUCUGUUAAGAAAAUAUGCUACAAAAAAAAGGUAAGGUGCAUGUCAACAACAAAACAUUUAACUUUUAUUUACUAUGCAAAGGAGAGAUAUUGCACAAAACAGGACAGACGUGGAAUUUGAAAAAAAAAAUGUUCCGCUAUUCAUCAAGUUCUAUUUGGCCGCUCCCUCGUCUUGUUUCAUUUUGCUUCAAAAGAGCACGAAUAACAAAAAAAAGACCCGAUUCAUAUUUACAAGCAAAUGAGAGCACUUAUGUAUGUGUGUUUGUGUGCGUGUGUCUCAUCUGAUGUUUUUAAUUCCAUUCACACUAAAUGGUGCCUGUACAUACCGAGGGAGGCCUCGUGCAGGGUUCUUCUUGUUGUCCUCUUCAGAUGGUGGUGGGUGUGUUGCCUCCACGUCUCAUCUGCUCUUCCACUGUCCUCUCUCACUGCAUCAUGUACUGUACACUUGGACUGGUCAAUAAACUACUGACUCCUUUUAA